This is a messenger RNA of Cydia amplana, 3617 nucleotides long. RefSeq names its product rab GTPase-activating protein 1-like (gene GAPcenA). The record is from RefSeq and is a predicted model, not a curated record. Bases 92 to 3523 code for a protein of 1143 amino acids. Lineage: Eukaryota; Metazoa; Arthropoda; Insecta; Lepidoptera; Tortricidae. The transcript is spliced from 26 exons.
UCGGCAUUCUUAAGUUGGUUAUAUUUGGCUGGGCGUGUUAAUUUUCGGUGUGUUUUUCUGAUUUGUUGUGGGGUUAAAUUUGGCUAAAUCGAUGUUCCUCCAGCAGUGUACAGUGAUGGAGCUCAAUGCGUAUCGAGCAAAUGAGGUUUUGGAACCGGUAGCCGUGCAGUACUGCCCCGACAGCCCGCGGUCCGCGAGCCCUGCGCCCGUUCUGUCCACAAAUGUCUGCUGUGACUUGGAAGACAUCUUGAGCGACGCCAUAACAGAGUCGCUUCACACCUCGCUGCGGCUGAACCACAGUCAGCUGAUCAACCAGGAGUUGACCAUACGGCCGGAGGCGAACAUAGAGCAAAACGUACCGGACGGACUUGACUUGUACAAGGUCAUAUUUGAGGUGGAGAGCGACACCGAACCAGAAAUGGCUGAAGACGGAGUUGCCGUGCAGAAUCACCCUCUACAAGAGCCGGAGUCCUGCCGGCUGGUCGGCGGGUCCAAGUUCUACCAAGUGAUGGAGGGCGCGGCCUCCGGAGACGGCUGCUCCCCCUCCCCGACGGAGAAACACGACCACAUGAAGCCGACUGACAGCGAGGACGAAGUUUCAGACGUCGACCAAGAAUGCACGGUGUUCAGCGGUGUCAGCUACCUAGGGGCCCAGAACAUCGCCGAUCCCAAAUCUGAGACUGACAUACAGAGGAUCAUGAAGGAACUCUGUUCCAUGCCGGAGAGCAGAGACGGCAUUGCGGUGUCUAUUUCUAUACCUGUCUGCUCGCAAGGGCUCGUUGUACUAUACCAAGCGGACACGAACAGCGUCAUGACACGCUAUUCCGUCAACCACAUACUCUUCUACGCGCGCGGCACUUCCGGCUCGCCCGUCGCCUCAUGCUUCGCGUUCACGUGGUCCCACGGCGAAACGAGGGAGUCGGCUGUAUAUCGCUGUCACGUGUUCCGCUGCCACAUAGCGGAGGCGGUCAGCCAGGUGUCAACUUGUUUCGCAAAGGCGUUCGAGCGCACGCUGCCCCGCUCGAUGGCUUCCUCGGUGGUGGGGGAGCUGAGCGCCGCGCCGUCCAUGACUGGGUCCCUCACGGACAACCUCCCUCCCUGCGCGCCCCCCAUGCAGCUGAUGCAUGUGCUGGAGGUUACUGUGGAGAUCAAGGAGACCGAUGCUAAGGGCACAUACAGCCACGUACCUAAAGAGCGUCUGGGCUUCAAACUGCGCGGCGGCAUCGACAAGCAGGUCACCAUCAACGUCCAGCAGGUCACCAGCAGCUCCCAGCCAGUCCAGGGCGAGGGAGACGAGUGCCAGGCACCAUAUGGAGGGCUAUACAUCGAGCGCUGUUUUGGAAUCCUACUGGCGCCAGCGCGAGGUGUUAAACACCCGGACAUGAGGCUCCUCGAAAUGGUUAGCGGGUCCUCAGGCGUGUCAGGGUGCUCCGGUUGCGCUCUCUGGAACGCCGGGGACUCUGCCCUAGCCGCGUUCAACGUCGCCAGCGGCGACGGCGCCCCUUCAUACAUGUCCAUUGCCCUAGACCUGGUUAUCAGGGGCAUACCGGAUCCGCUGCGGCUGGUGAUUGAAACUCCUGUGAAAAUCUACCCGCCGACUGAGCGCUUCUGGUACUACUCGAAAAGACCGCUGGUGCAACAGUUCAUCAUCAAUUUGAAAGAGACUGUAGACGCCCAAGGCAUGCUCCAGUACGAAGUUGCCAACGUGGAGACAUCCGGUGAAUUCGACCGUUCGCGUCUGAACUUGCCCCUGCUGUCCAGCCUGCUACCCUCGCCGCUCUCUAACGCCCCCGCGCCGCCCUCGCCCCUCGAUGACUCAGAUGGCGACGAGCCCCUGCUUAGCGGCACCGGCGACGUGUCAAAAGACUGCGGCGAGGAGGUGCUCGAGAACUGGGCCAACGUUCUCAGGAGUUGGACCGGACCUCGCCCUAAAACCCUAGACAACCUCGUCCGCACCAAAGGAGUCCCAGAGGCGCUCCGCGGCGAGGUGUGGCUGCGGCUUGCCGAGGUCGAGCAGUGCGACAAGCUCAUGGAGACCUACAGGACGCUGAUCAGCCAGGAAUGCGAAGAGGAAGCGGUUAUCCAACGUGACAUAGCCCGCACCUUCCCCGCCCACGACUUCUUCCGCGAGGUCGGAGGCCUCGGGCAGGACUCGCUACUCCGCCUGGGCCGCGCUUACGCCAUCUAUGACUCGGAAGUUCGAUACUGCCAGGGACUGAGCUUCUUAGCGGCCACGCUAUUGCUACACAUGCCCGAAGAGCAAGCUUUCUGCCUGCUUGUGCGUCUGAUGUAUGGCUACGGACUUAGAGAGUUGUACAAGGAUGGAUUCGAGGAACUUUACAUGAGGCUGCACCAACUGGACAGGCUUAUGGAGGUGCAGUUGCCAGACCUCCGCGCCCAUUUCCAGCAGCUCGGCGUGGAGCCGCACAUGUUCGCCUCCCAGUGGUUCCUGACUGUGUUCACGGCUAGAUUCCCGCUGCCUCUGGUGUACCACAUUCUAGACGUAUUCCUCUUGCAAGGCAUAAACACGUUGUUCCAAGUGGCCCUGGCAUUACUGACUCGCUCCCGCCGGGACUUGUUACAACAUGACUUCGAAGGCGUACUCAAAUACUUCAGAGUGACGUUACCGAAAAAGUGCCGCUCUGAAGAAGCGACAUCGCACGUCAUUAAGCUAGCCUGCAGCAUCAAGGUGCCGCAGCGGCGGCUGCAGAAGUACCAGCACGAGUAUGAGAAGUUCGUCAAAGAAGCGGCAGAGAAGGAGAAAUUCAACGACGAACUGGAGCGGCUGAAGACCACCAACAACCAGCUGCAGAAGGAUAAAGACACGCUCGAAACGCAGUUGGCUGAGAGUCGCGCCUCGUUCGAGGCUGCUCGGAAAGAGACGGCCCAUCAUGCCGCCGUAGCGCGCGACUACCGCGACAUAUGCGCGCGGCUCGACAAGCAGCUACACCUGAUGCAGGAUUACGCCAAGGCGUGCACCACAUGCAGCGUUAAAAUAGCUCAGAAAGACAACAAGGAUGAAUCCGAACAAGAAAGCGACAGUGGGAGCAGCAGCGACACAGAAGCCCAACUAAGGCAGCGCGUGCGAGACUUAGAGCUCGACCUGGCUCAAGUCAAGCUGGCUUUAGUCGAGGCGCAGUGUCACAACCAGGAGCUAAGCCACCAGCUGAACACGGCCCUCAACGAGGUGCAAUCCGUCAUGAACCAGAAGCAAACCGUCGCGCCCUGGCUCGUGCGCACGCUCGGUUCCAUUAUGGAGGUGGCGCACAACCGGCCGUCUUUUCAGACUUACCUGCCCGCGGACGCACCAACGCAGCCCCUGCGGCGCCAGGGCUCCUUCACGGGCUCGCAGGGACAAGCAGGCCACGGGCAUGCCAACCUCGACCGCCGCGUGUCCGAGCCGACGGAGGGCGUGGUCACCCGAAGGAGGCCCGAAGACCCCAAACGGCACUCCAUGGUCGUCGAGACCCCUCGCGAGCCUAAAGACAACAGGCGGAGCCACGACGGACACUCCGUGGGUUGAGGAGUUUGGGACACGCCCUGGUAUUUUUGCUCUUAAGUUUUAUAAUUUCGGUGGCAUCUUCAUUAAGCUGAUAUCACUUUUAUAUAAUUUCGGU